AUGGAGGCUCGGGCGAGCUUCUGCCGCGAGGAAAUUAACAGCACCGUGUGGGAGGUUCCGGAGAAGUAUGCCCAUCUCAAGCAGAUCGGAACCGGGGCGUACGGCUCUGUUUGCUCAGCAACAAAUGAGAAGACUAAGGAGAGAGUGGCCAUCAAGAAGCUGCACAGGCCCUUUCAAUCAGAGAUCUUUGCUAAAAGGGCUUACCGGGAACUGCGGUUGCUCAAACACAUGAAGCAUGAAAACGUAAUAGGACUUCUUGAUGUUUUUACACCUGUUUCAAGCCUUGAUGACUUCCAGGACUUCUACCUGGUGAUGCCUUACAUGUUUACUGACUUGUCAAAGGUGCGAGGUCAUCUCUCCGAAGACAAAGUCCAGUUUCUUGUCUACCAAAUGCUCUGUGGACUCAGGUACAUUCACAAGGCUGGAAUCAUUCACAGAGAUCUCAAACCUGGAAAUUUGGCUGUAAACCAAGACUGUGAAUUAAAGAUUUUAGACUUCGGGCUAGCUCGCAGUACCGACGCUGAGAUGACAGGCUAUGUGGUUACCCGUUGGUACCGGGCGCCUGAGGUCAUUCUGAACUGGAUGCACUACACACAGACCGUGGACAUUUGGUCUGUAGGCUGCAUCAUGGCUGAAAUGAUCAACGGAAAAACCCUUUUCAAAGGCAAAGACUACAUGGAUCAGCUGACGCAAAUCAUGAAAGUAACCGGAGUGCCUGGACCAGAGUUUAUACAGAAGCUGGACAGCCAAGAGGCAAAAAAUUAUGUGAAAGCCCUUCCUUGCUAUCCAAGAAAAGACUUCUCAACGUUGUUUCCCCGAGCCAGUGUAAAUGGCAUUGACCUGCUGGAGAAGAUGCUUGUUCUGGACGGUGACGAGAGGCCUACAGCUGAACUGGCGCUGGAGCACCCAUACUUUGACAGCCUCAGGGACCCAGAUGACCUCCCUGAGCCUGAACCAUACGAUGACAGCCACGACAAUGCCAAGUUAUCGCUGGAAGAGUGGAAGCGGUUAUGUUUCCGAGAGGUGAAGAGCUUUGUUCCAUUCCCUCGACGGGACUCCAAGAGAAAAAACACAUUGACUAUGACUCCCUGA
Messenger RNA from Nerophis lumbriciformis (worm pipefish), 1092 nucleotides. The record is from RefSeq and is a predicted model, not a curated record. NCBI's taxonomy places the organism in Eukaryota, Metazoa, Chordata, Actinopteri, Syngnathiformes, Syngnathidae.